AUGACCACCCAACACCGCCUCUUGCUCCUCGGUGCGACCGGCGAGACGGGGAAGCAAGCUCUGUCCGCCGCCCUCGCCGACUCCCGCGUCUCGCAUGUUCUCACGUUCGGCCGGCGCGCCCCAACGCUCGACCCCUCCACUCCAUCCUCCAAGCUCACCCAUUCCUCGCUCGACUUUGACGCGCUGUUGAAAGAAGGCUCGGCAGGCGGACCCGAGACGAGCAAGUUGCGUUCGGCAGAGGCGGACAGCGUGUUGAUUGCGCUUGGGACGACGAGGGCUAGUGCGGGGAGUGCGGAAGCGUUCGAGAGGAUCGAUAGGGAGUAUGUGUUGAGUGCGGCGAGGGCGGCGAGGAGGGAGGACAAGCCGGAUCAGCGGGUCGUUUACGUCUCGUCCACCUCGGCAAACUCGAGCGCUUGGUUGCUCUACCCCCGCUCGAAAGGCCUGACGGAAGAAGGCCUCGCCUCGCUCGGAUACGCUUCCACCAUCAUCUUCCGCCCUGGCUUGCUCGUUGCGCCUGGCGGGCGUGGAGAGCAUCGCUUUGCCGAGUUGCUGGCUGUCAAGACGAUUCCUCACCUCCCGUUCGGCAAAUCCACCCUCUGGAUCGGCACCGACACGCUCGGCCGCUCGCUCGUCAAUGCAGCAGUCGGCAGUCCGGUCGUCAAGGAGUACGGCAAGGAGGAGGUUCUGAAGGGCCAGCACAAGGUGUGGGCCGUGUCGAACGCGGAUGCGCUCAAGCUGGCGGAGGCGGGCAAGUGA
Molecule: messenger RNA, 756 nt
Organism: Rhodotorula toruloides NP11
Lineage: Eukaryota; Fungi; Basidiomycota; Microbotryomycetes; Sporidiobolales; Sporidiobolaceae
Product: nucleoside-diphosphate-sugar epimerases-like protein
Exons: 3
Coding region: 1-756 (251 amino acids)
Biological process (GO): import into nucleus
Cellular component (GO): cytoplasm
Source: RefSeq, a predicted model, not a curated record